AUGGGUAUCGCUGUCACUGAAUUUUAUUAUGCACAUUUAUUACAACCAAACAUACGUGAUCGUCUUAUUUCAUUGUGUAUCUCACAUACAUUAGCUAUUGAUAAUGGUUUAUGGUUAGCAUCUAAUAUAUCUGCAUUUAUCAAUCUUCGUCAUUUAUCUUUAAUCGAUAUUAAACGUUCUUGUUUUGAAUUAAUGCUCAAUACAUCUGCAUCCAACACAUCUCUCGUCAUAUUUAACGUACAUUAUACAGAAUACUAUCGAGCUGCAUAUACAUUUAAAGAUGUACCUGAGGGUGCAUAUUAUAAAAGAAUCUUUCGUUUAUUUCCUUUAUUACGUGUAUGUCACCUUCGAUUCUGGCGGUAUAUAUACGACACUCUAGACAGUCAAAUAGUUCUACCACUUAAUAAACCUUUUAUACCGAUUGAAACAAAUCAUUCGAAUUUACAAUCAUUUGUACUUCGAGAAUGUUCAUCAGCUUUUCUCUCACAUUUACUCCAAUAUUAUCCACAAUUGGAAGAACUCACCUUUGAUUUAAGUACACCUUGGCUACCUGAUAAACAUCCAUUAUUGAAUAAUUAUAAAAAUCAAAUUUCUCGUAUUGAUAAACGUUUGGUUCCUAAUUUACGUCGUCUUAAAAUAACAUUAAAAUAUGAUACUAAUGCUAUGGAUCUACUUGAUCAAUUAUUUGAUCAUAAUGUUUUAUUUUCAUUGACAAAAUUCACAUUAGAAGGAAUGGUGACUGGAUCUAAUGUUGUUUCCAAACAAAGUCAUUGGCCAUAUAGUUUAUCAAGAGCUUUGAACAAUCGUUUGACAUGUAUCAAUCAAAUAACAUUGGAUGGUAGAUAUUCUCAAACCAAUGACGAAUGUCUCUCUUACUUACUAACUAUUGUUUCUUGCCAACAAAUUACUUCGCUUACAAUUGAUGAUCCAUUCGAUUUAUGUCAACUACGUUUGCUCUUAUCAAAAACGAUUCAUUUACGUACUCUAGAGCUUCUUUAUUACUUCGAUUAUGAUUUAGAUGAUGAAAGAAACAAGCAAAAUGUAAUCAAACUUUUCAAUGAUACUUCUUUAUGCAAUAUACUCAUGUCAAAUGGAUUAAAAAAACUACAUUUUUAUACGGAUUGGCAAUAUCCAGAUAUAAUAGGUAUUGUUUCUUUAAUUGUCAAACAAUUGCCACAUCUGGAAAUCAUAGAGUUAAACUGUCAUGAUGGUAGUCAAGUUCCUGAAACAUUACAUAUACUAAUAAAUGGUCUUCCAAAAUUGAAUUUUAUCAUUUUUCAUACUCUUUUGACUGGUGAAAAUGAACAGAAGUCAAAAAUGCGUGAUCUUCCGAACCGUUGUAAACGUGCAUAUCGACUGGAGAAUCUUCGAGAACUUGCUCAUGCUACAAUACUUCAUGUAUGGCUUCAAUAA
This is a messenger RNA of Rotaria sordida, 1413 nucleotides long. The record is from the annotation of a GenBank genome assembly. NCBI's taxonomy places the organism in Eukaryota, Metazoa, Rotifera, Eurotatoria, Philodinida, Philodinidae.